GUAUUACAGGAUUUGAGACUCUUGUUUUGGCAGUGUUUUGUGCUCCUGCGGUAUGGAGAGGAGGUAAAAUAAGAGAUAGAGAUAGAAAGGAGAGGGAUAGAGAGGGAGAGAGGGAGAGAGAGAGAGAGAGAGAUCUCCUGAAGCUGACAGCUGGUGCACGGCGGCAGAGCUGACCUGCUCGAUCCCUUUCAUCAAACAAAGGAGACGGUAGCCCUGCCGCCGAGCUGUAAGAUGUCAGCAGGAAUGACUGAAGGUUGUUCAUCGGUCGGUGUCUCAUUACCACUUUCUAUCCUGUCUGGCUCUCUUUUGCUUUUUGUGAGUUUGCUCCCUACUACACAGGCAUCAAGUUGUGUGAGGCCGUUCUCCAUCCAGCACGGUCAAGUGAAUGUGACCGAGACAAACAGAGGCUCGUCUGUGGGCACUGUGCUGAAGUACAGCUGUGAUUCAGGCUAUACGGUGGAGGGACCCAGCGUCAUCGUGUGCACCAGAGAGGGGCUCUGGUCUUCAGGCCCACCACACUGCCUCCACAAUAAUUACUGUUUCCCCCCACUCGAGCCGAAGAACGGGGGUUACACCUGCCACCCAUCUCCAUGUCAUCGUCUGACUCAUGGCACAGUGGUGGAGUACUUCUGUGAUGAGGGCUACACACUCAAAGGAAAUUACAAAUACCUCACCUGCCAAAAGGGAGAAUGGAACGGUCCUAUGGAGAUCAGCUGUGUGCUUAGUCAAGGUUGUGUACGGCCGUUCUCCAUCCAGCACGGGCAAGUAAAUGUGACUGAGACAAACAGAGGUUCGUUCCCAGUGGGCACUGUGCUGCAGUACAGCUGCGAUUCAGGCUUCACUGUAGACGGACCCAGUAUAGUCGUUUGUACCAGAGAGGGGCUCUGGUCCUCGGGACCACCACGUUGCCUCCACAAUAACUUAUGCAGUCCUCCAUUAGAGCCACAGAACGGGGGUUACACCUGCCAUCCUUCAACCUGUCAUCGUCUCACCGAUGGCACAGUGGUGGAGUAUUUCUGUGAAGAGGGCUACACGCUGAAGGGAGAUUACAAGUAUAUUACCUGUCAAAACGGAGACUGGAACAGUCCCAUGCAAAUCAGCUGUGUGUUCAAUCCAGAAACGCAUGCAGCUCCUUCGCUGGGAAUGAACACGCUGUCCAUUGUAGCCACCACAGCCAGCUCUGUUGCACUCGUCCUUCUCUUAAUGGUGGUGUGGGUUUUAUUGCAGCCCAAACUAAAGGCUUUUCAUCAUGGACGGCGUGAGCAGGGAGACUCCGGGCAGCCGGUGACCAUCAUGGUGGAGGGCGUGCAGGUGACCUUGCCAUCUUACGAGGAGGCCGUGUCUGGAGUUGGAGGUGCAGUUUUGCCUCGACUCCUCCCUCAAACACAACUUGAAUCUAUGGAGCAGGUGUUAUCUCAGACAUCAACAACGCACACUCAGCACACAGAGAUCUCAGUGGUGCAUCAGCCAUCUUCCUCAUCCCCUUUCUCCUCCUCUUGGAGUUUGGAUGGGGCACAGGGAGCGACAGCAGCGUCCUCAGCGUUUCAGUGCCAGAAUCCAGACUCCAGUCAGCAAAACAGUUUACUUUCUUUACAUGACUCCGAACAGAAUCUAGCUGAUGACAUUCCCUUAUUGAAGGAAUCCUGAGAGUUUCUGUCUCCGCCUCUCUUGUUGAGGCCACAAAUACUGCAGCCGCACACACGCCUGACUGCUGCGAUCUGACUUUGAGCUGCAUCUCUGCGACACAAAGCCCAUCUCAGGUGAUACUGUACUAGACCGACCUGAUGCUCAGCGCUGAGCCACCAGUUCUGUCCAGUCAAGAACUUGCGAAUUAUUUACACAUGUAUAACACACACUCUGUCCCUCUCUCUCUCUCUCUCUCUCUCUCUCUCUCUCUCUCAAAACAAAAACAAAAAAUGCUUUCGAUUCCUUUGUGUCCUUGGACAUGUAGCAAAGACACGACACUGUACAGAGCGUAACAUUUUAUGAAAGACCUUUUAAAGGAUUCAGAAAAUAUUUUGAUAGUAAACACAUUACUGUAUUCUUAAGUAGAGAAUCCCCCCCUUCCCUCCCCCACACACAGACAUGCACACACCCCACACAAUGUUCUUAAAAAAAGAAAAGAAUUGUGAUCAUUCACAUUUAUGGAAGCACCAAGGGGUUGGUUUAACUGCAUUAUUUGGCCAUAUAUAUAUAUAUAUAUAUAUAUAUAUAUAUAUAUAUAUAUAUAUAUAUAUAUAUAAGUGCCAUCACACCCAUGGCUACUAAGUGAUAUGUGGAAAUAAUUUGAUUGUGUAAACCCUUUUACAGUAUAACAAGGGCUAUUUCUUCCCUCAUAGUGAGCUGGUUUUAUUCUCCAUUUAUUUGUCACUGCCAAGCAUUAUUUAAAAUAUCUUGUUGUCUAGCAUGCUUUCAUUUAAAAAUAAAGCUUAUGGUUGAGUAAUAUGGCAUGUGACUUAGUGUUUUAAGAAGCUUAAGAGUAGGACUAAGGUGACUGGUGACGUAUGGAAUUAAAAAAAACUAAAAAAACACGGAUGCUUUAAAUGCAUAAACACAUUCGUAGGCCCUUCAACAGUAUCUAUCGGUUAGCUGUACACGCUGCAAGGCUCCGUUUCAAUAGAGUUUGUCCAAAUGUUGCACUUUCUCAUUGCAUCUUGAGCGAAUGUGCUUGCUUUGAGAGUAUCAUAGGCAUUUUUUUAUUUUUUUGUUUGUAUGUUAAUGGACACUGAUGUGCAUUUAGUACAUUUUAAAAGAAGAAAAAAAAACUUUUCAAUAUGAAGUGCUAUUGAUUAGCAGUGUAAAAUGGAUUUUUAAUUAUACUAAGUCCUUAAGCCUUUGCUUUAAUUAUGAUAACCCUGUGAUUGUUGCAGGAGCAAACUUUGUAAUUUAAUGUAAAUUGAUCUAUUUAAUACCAAACAAGUUAUGUCCUGUACUGUAUAACCUCUGUUUUUGAUUUCUGAAACAGAAUGAAGUUAUUUACCAGGCAUAGGAAUUUUAUGCAUUUAAUUUAUCUCUAUAUUGUAAAUAAUUGUUUCUGAUUAAAUAUCAUUUCACCUAUAAAAAAA
This is a messenger RNA of Silurus meridionalis, 3065 nucleotides long. Its product is annotated as sushi domain-containing protein 6-like. Lineage: Eukaryota; Metazoa; Chordata; Actinopteri; Siluriformes; Siluridae. The record is from RefSeq and is a predicted model, not a curated record.